AUGUAUAGGUUGAAAAAUGGAGGACUCACUGAGAACGAGAUCAGCUCCGAGGACAGAAGACCGAAUCCACCUCAAACAGACCCUCGGAGAGUUGAAGCUUCAGCAAACGGCCAACAAUACUGUCCUGUGAGCUUCCCUGACAUCCACGCAGCGCUGAGAGAGCUGACCGCCACCGUUACAGAGCAGAAAGACAGCAUCAGAGCCUUAGAGACACGACUGAAGGAACAACAGACGUUCAUCCUGGAAGAGCUGAACAAGAAAAAUGAUGAAAUGUCUAAUCUUACUGAGAGUCAAGUGGAGGAGCUGAGAAAGGAGAAUAGAGACAGAGAGAUAGCAUUUUCAGCUGCACUGAUGGACUCUGGCGGUGGACACAUUGGUCCUUUUACCACUGAUAUCACCCUAACCUACAGGAAAGUCUUCACAAACAUAGGGGAGGCCUACAACCCAAUUACAGGUGUUUUCACAGCCCCACUGAAAGGAGCGUACAUGUUCAUCUUCUCUGUCUUUGGUCACAGUAAUCCCUCAAAUCCAUCAGCUGCCUCUAUUAUGAAGAAUGGAGAGAAGGUGGUUAUGGCACAUGGUUAUCAGGAUCAGUAUGAUGUAAACUCCUCGAAAGGAGUGGUGUUGAUCCUGGAGGUGGGAGAUGUUGUCUAUGUGAGACUUUGGUCUGAAAAGUGGAUAUAUGAUGACGAGAAUAACCACAACACUUUUAGUGGUUACCUACUGUUUCCCUUAAGAGAACAGGAGCUUUGCAGAAAGUGAUUCCAGUAAAACUGACUCUUAAUAGUAUGAUUUAGGAUGUAAAACAUGAGGAAUCAUUAACAUAUGAAUCUGUGUUAAUGCUGGUCGACUGUAUGAGAGUCAGUAUAACAGACGGUACUCCUAGGUUCGGAGUUGUAUACAAUCAGUUUCAGACUCAAGACAGACGGGACCCUCAUGAGAAAAUCUAGAUUUAAUAAUUUGUAUUUGUUACUAAUCGCUGACCUGUGUCUUUUCAUCCUACAUUAAUAAGAGAAUCAAGAGACCUUAUUGCUCCAUUUUCUUUUUCUCAUGUUCUCAAAUAUUUUCACUUGUAGGCUAUGUAACAGACCAAAGAAUUAUUACGGAGGCAACUGACGUUAAUGAAAGAAUAUCAUUAUCAGCUAUCAUCGCAAACUACAAUUCCCGUUCAUCAAUAAAGUGAGAACCAGAGCCAUUUUAAAACUAAAUAUACUUGAUUGAAACAAAUAAAUUAAAGUAUAGAGUAGUAAUAAUUGCUAUUAUCGCUAAGUAAAGUUUUAGUCUGUCAACUGCUACCCUACAUAAACCCUACAAGCUUUGAAGUUCAGCUAUUACAACUUGACUGUCUCAACCUAUUGUUUUAGCUCUGAUACAUCCACCACCUCAUCUGAUGAAGGGUCAUAUUGAAAAUUGUCAGAAAAAAAGAGAUUCAAUCACUUCAGUAUCAAUUAUAGGCAAACCAAGAGUCAGUAGUCCCAUCUUGUUCAGAAUGUCUCUUCCUGCUAUCCCUCAUAAAAGUGCCUCUGAUAUAAGACAAGUCAGAGUUUAUUCUUCACGAUUCUGCGAGGCCCUUACUGAACGCUACAAUGAAAUCAGUUCCUCUGUAUGCCUUGAGUCUGUAGCAUCUGAUCUAAAUGUCGAACAACCUUUGGAAUCUUUAAACACGGUAUGGUUGGAGAUAUUAAAUGAUAUUGCAGCUUACAGGUUUCUGAAACCAAAGCGUAAGUCAAAGCCUUGGCUUGAUCAAGAUAUUCGCUCACUGAGGCAAUCAUGUAGGUAUACACGGUUGAUAUAUAAGAACUGUUUAUCUUUAUACCAGAGAGCUGUUAAGAAAGCCAAGUGUCUCUAUUUCUCCAAUCUGAUGGAGAAACAUCACCAC
Messenger RNA from Puntigrus tetrazona (Sumatra barb), 1879 nucleotides. RefSeq names its product caprin-2-like. Gene Ontology annotation, molecular function: protein binding. The transcript has 5 exons. NCBI's taxonomy places the organism in Eukaryota, Metazoa, Chordata, Actinopteri, Cypriniformes, Cyprinidae. The record is from RefSeq and is a predicted model, not a curated record. Bases 1 to 762 code for a protein of 253 amino acids.